Messenger RNA from Huiozyma naganishii CBS 8797, 1317 nucleotides. It is a transcript of the gene GPI18, whose product is annotated as GPI-anchor transamidase GPI18. Gene Ontology annotation, cellular component: endoplasmic reticulum membrane; mannosyltransferase complex. The transcript has a single exon. The record is from RefSeq and is a predicted model, not a curated record. Gene Ontology annotation, biological process: GPI anchor biosynthetic process. The coding region runs from base 1 to 1317 and encodes 438 amino acids. Gene Ontology annotation, molecular function: alpha-1,6-mannosyltransferase activity; GPI mannosyltransferase activity. Lineage: Eukaryota; Fungi; Ascomycota; Saccharomycetes; Saccharomycetales; Saccharomycetaceae.
AUGGCUGUGCGAUGGGGCGAUACUUCUCUACCGUACGUUAAAUUGGCAGGAACGUUUGUCUUGUUCCGCUUUUCACAGUAUGCGUUGGUAAUUGCGACCCCGAGUAAACCAUUCGAUGACUCUACCUCUAUUCUAUUGAACAAUCUGGUCCACGACCCAAUCGUUACUAGCAGCUGGUGGAAUACCACUCUUUGGAAUAAACUGCUGCAUUGGGAUGCUGUAUUUUUCAUUAAGCACAUGGUAACCAUUGGCGAUGGUGCUACCAAUUACGAACACGAAUUUGCGUUCUCGAAAUUCUGGGCUUGGUGUGUGCAACAACUGAUCCCAAUACAAAGUCAAACAGAUUUUUAUUACAUUUUGAAGACUGCUGUAUUAGUGACCAAUCUACUACAUCUAUUUUCUGUUUUGAUACUAUACGAAUUGACAAGGACCGUCUUUGGUAAAAAUGACCGGUUCAACUUUAGAGUGGCUCUACUGUUCAUAUUUUCUAGCGGUGCUGGAUUCUUUACCACAUUUUACUCGGAACCCUUGUCGUUCUUCCUAGCGUUCCUCGGGUUAUGGUUCCGUGAGGAGGCUUUACAAACAAAGGGUCCUUACAAAGUCGAUUGGACUGAUUGGCCAUUGUACACAGUGGGGACCACUCUAUGUUUCACACUGGCUACAGUUAACAGAUCGAACUGUAUUUUAUUGGGUAUUUUCUACCUGUAUGACUGCUACAGGAUGAUUAGACACAGGCUCUUACUCAAAGUGGUAUUUUUCCCACUUCUUAGCGGCUUCUUAAUGCUACUUGGGGUUUUAUGUCAGUGGUACUACGUGCCCUAUCUACAGUUCUGUCCCGAAAGGGGCGAAUGGUGUGACACCUCUGUGUGGUGGGUAUUCACGAGACAGUCAAUGUACGCUUACAUCCAGUCUGAAUACUGGGGGGUUGGUUUUUUGAAAUAUUGGACUGUGAACAACUUGCCCAAUUUCUUGUUUGCGGUACCGAGCGUCGUUAUAUUGGCGAAGGCAGUAAGAUUCUACGGGUUCCAAAGGGGGGACCCCAUAGCACAGUCGCUGAGACCCUACUGCAUUGUGACCGUGAUGUUAUUGUUUGUGAUAUGUUUCUGCGCUCACGUCCAAAUUAUAAACAGGGUGGUCACUUUCCUUCCGAUACAUCUAUGGUACAUCUGUGACCAAUUGGAGAGGGACAGAACGCACGCUUUGAAGGAUGGUGUUCCGGUCCAGGAGGAUAAAUUAUUGAAAUGGUACGUAUACUGGUUGAUGUUUUGGAUCCCCGUACAAACUGUCUUAUUCGCAUCAUUUCUGCCGCCGGCCUAA